Molecule: messenger RNA, 1611 nt
Organism: Diabrotica balteata
Lineage: Eukaryota; Metazoa; Arthropoda; Insecta; Coleoptera; Chrysomelidae
Source: the annotation of a GenBank genome assembly
UUCAAGACAAGAUCCGUUCUCAGAAGUGCAGUUUGUGCGGUUUCUGCUACAGUUAUUUUUGUUAGUGAUGGUGCUUCUUUUUACUGUGUAGAAAGCAAAAACAUUUUCGUGAGUGGAUUGAUAUUUGUGUAAUGUUGCCGGUUGUGAUGACAUACAAGUGGACGAGCGCCUGCAGCUACCAUUAUCAAAAAGUGUGUUUUAACAAAAGUCAAAACUGUAAAAUAAGAACCUUCAAGUGCAAUUGACGAACUGUGUUUGAAAAGUGAUCUUUUUGGUAAAAAUGGCUACAAGAAAUAUGAUUCGUGUCGUGAGGCGCUUCAGUAGACUCAACAUCCUACCUAGAAUGGGCAGUUUCACAUCAACUCCUAGGGUCCUCAACGAAGACAUUCUAGACCAUGACGUCAACCUUCCCAAAAACAUAAGCAGAACAGAGUUGUUGCAACAUUGUCAGCGUCAGCCAAAAAUACAACCUAUGGUGAAGAGAAUGUUCCGGAAAGCUAGACCAUCGUCAGAUUUCAACUGUGGGGUUAAAGUCAAGAAGUUGAAUGCUGUAUCGAGAGCAUGCAGUGAAUAUACCUCUGGCCCCAACAAUUUACGGGUAUUACAAUGGAAUAUUUUAUCCCAAGCUUUGGGACAAAUGAAUGAUAACUUUUCUAAAUGUCCCGAUGAGGCUCUGGAAUGGAAUUCAAGACGGUAUCUGAUUAUAGAAGAACUGGUAGAGUAUUGUCCCGACAUUAUUUGUCUACAGGAAGUUGAUCAUUUCAACUUUUUAAGCCAUAUAUUGGAGACGCAAGGUUACACUGGUUUAUUUUUCCCCAAACCCGACUCACCCUGUAUAUACAUCGAUGGUAAUAAUGGACCUGACGGUUGUGCUAUUUUUUAUAGAAAGGACAAAUUCGAAUUACUUGAGGCACAGACCAAAAUUUUGGAGAUAUGGAAGGUUCAAAGUAAUCAGGUCGGUCUACUAACAAUUUUAAAGAUUAAAGAAACAGGCCAAAAAAUCUGCGUCGCCACAACCCACCUAAAAGCCAAAAAAGGAGCUCUGCUUUCCACUCUUCGCAACGAACAAGGUAAAGACCUCCUACAGUUCGUGAAAGCAAACAGUCAGGAUCUUCCUUUGAUUCUGUGUGGUGAUUUCAACGCAGAACCUACUGAGCCUUUGUACUCAACCGUACUUGACAAUUCUCUUCAGCUGGGUAGUGCUUACGCUGACUGUGAUACCGAUCCUAGAAUUUCCUCAGCCGAAAGGGAACCUUCGUAUACGACGUGGAAGAUUCGAGGCGAAGGCGAGGUCUGCCAUACUAUAGAUUACAUGUUUUAUUCUAAGAAUAAGUUAGAACUAGAAGCCGUAUUAGAUAUGCCGACGGGAGAGGAAAUUGGAGAGAACAGAGUGCCCAGCCUUUCUUACCCUUCAGAUCACUUCUCAUUAGUGUGUGAUUUUAAAAUAGGUCAUAGUUAGGUUUAGGUUGUGAUAUAUUUAUUAAUACGUUUAGAUGUAUAAUUUUGGGUUUUAUUUUAUAUUAAAAUAAAAUCAGGACGGUACAAGCAGGUACAAUGAUUAGGUUUUAGGGUGUAAAUAUGAAUUCUGAUAAUAAAAUGACUAAUAAUUUA